CUCUCUACAAAACCAAACAACUUUCAAAAUCAUAAUGAACACAUCAAACUCACCUACACAUUUUCUUCCUUCUUCCUCUUCUUGUUAUUAUCAUCGCUCAUCACUCACUCACUCUCUUUCUCUCUCUUCCCACCAACCAUGUCUUCUUCCACUUCCUCACUCUCUCUCACCAACCCCCAUCUCACGCGCCUCACUUCCACCACGCGCCUCUCCUCUCUCCCUUCCACUAUCUCCCUCCGCUCACCAACAACCCCUUCCACUCAUCUCUCCCUCUCCCACACCCACCUCCGCCGCACCUCCGUCAAAUCAUCCGCCGUCGUAACACAAACGUCCGAAAAUUCCACUGCAGACUUGUCACUCGUUGAGAAAUCAGUUAACACGAUCCGAUUCUUGGCGAUUGAUUCGGUUGAGAAAGCUAAUUCGGGUCACCCGGGUUUACCCAUGGGUUGUGCUCCGAUGGGUCAUGUGAUUUAUGAUGAGGUUUUGAGGUAUAACCCCAAAAACCCUAAAUGGUUUAACCGUGAUCGGUUUGUUUUGUCUGCUGGUCAUGGUUGUAUGCUUCAGUAUGCUUUGCUUCACCUUGCUGGAUACGAUAGUGUCAAGGAAGAAGAUUUGAAGGCAUUCCGUCAAUGGGAGAGCAAAACCCCCGGACACCCUGAGAAUUUUGAGACUCCUGGAGUUGAAGUCACAACAGGUCCUCUUGGUCAGGGAAUUGCCAAUGCUGUUGGUUUGGCCCUUGCAGAGAAGCACUUAGCUGCCAGAUUUAACAAACCCGAUAAUGAGAUUAUUGAUCAUUACACGUAUUGUAUACUCGGUGAUGGUUGUCAAAUGGAGGGAAUUGCAAAUGAAGCUUGCUCACUUGCUGGCCACUGGGGAUUAGGGAAGCUAAUAGCGUUUUAUGAUGACAAUCAUAUUUCUAUUGAUGGUGACACGGAAAUUGCAUUCACCGAGAGUGUUGAAAAGCGUUUUGAGGGACUUGGGUGGCAUGUUAUUUGGGUAAAGAAUGGAAACACUGGCUAUGAUGAGAUUCGUGCUGCUAUUAGGGAAGCAAAAUCUGUCAAAGACAGACCUACAUUGAUCAAGGUCACAACAACAAUUGGUUAUGGUUCUCCCAAUAAAUCUAACUCCUACAGUGUGCACGGUAGUGCACUUGGUGCCAAAGAAGUGGACGCUACCAGAAACAACCUUGGAUGGUCACACGAGCCUUUCCACGUGCCUGCAGAUGUUAAAAAGCACUGGAGUCGCCACAUCCCCGAGGGUGCUGCACUUGAAUCCGAGUGGAAUGCAAAGUUUGCCGAAUACGAAAAGAAGUACAAGGAGGAAGCUGCAGUUUUGAAAUCUAUUAUCAGUGGUGAUUUACCUUCUGGUUGGGAGAAAGCACUUCCGACAUACACUCCAGAGACCCCAGCCGAUGCAACCAGAAUUCUUUCACAGCAAAACCUUAACGCCCUUGCAAAAGUUCUUCCCGGUCUGCUUGGUGGCAGUGCAGAUCUUGCUUCUUCCAACAUGACCUUGCUGAAAACAUUUGGGGACUUCCAAAGCGAUUCUCCAGGGGAGCGUAAUGUAAGGUUUGGUGUUCGAGAACAUGGAAUGGGAGCAAUUUGCAACGGCAUUGCUCUUCACAGCCCCGGAUUGAUUCCAUACUGUGCAACCUUCUUUGUUUUCACCGACUACAUGCGUGGUGCCAUAAGGCUUUCUGCCCUAUCCGAAGCUGGUGUUAUAUAUGUAAUGACUCAUGAUUCAAUAGGACUUGGAGAGGAUGGUCCAACCCACCAGCCGAUUGAGCACCUUGCAAGCUUCCGGGCAAUGCCGAAUAUCUUGAUGCUUCGUCCAGCUGACGGUAAUGAAACGGCUGGAGCAUACAAAGUCGCCGUGCUCAACAGAAAGAGACCCUCUAUCCUCGCCCUUUCUCGACAAAAAUUGCCUAACCUUGCUGGAACUUCUAUCGAAGGAGUUGAAAAAGGUGGAUACAUCGUCUCUGACAACUCAACAGGAAACAAACCUGAUGUCAUUUUGAUCGGAACUGGUUCCGAAUUGGAAAUUGCUUACAAAGCUGCCGAGGAUCUAAGAAAGGAAGGGAAGGCUGUUAGAGUUGUUUCCUUUGUUUCUUGGGAGCUUUUCGAUGAGCAAUCAGAAGCAUACAAGGAGAGUGUUCUCCCUGCUGCGGUUUCGGCCAGAGUUAGCAUCGAGGCCGGAUCAACAUUCGGGUGGCAUAAAAUUGUCGGAAGUAAAGGAAAAGCGAUAGGUAUUGAUCGUUUCGGUGCUAGUGCUCCUGCCGGAAGAAUAUACAAAGAGUUCGGUAUCACUAAAGAAGCUGUUAUUGCUGCAGCAAAAGAGCUUAUUUAAAUUUAUUAGUUUCUUGUCAUUUAAGAACUUUUGUUUUGGUUUUGAGUUUUGAUAUAUCUACAGAAAAAAGGUUGUUUCAAUAGCAUUUUGUUGUUUGUUUUGAAUAAGAAAAGGUUAGAUUAUUGUUGCUUGAGAUUGUGAGUGAAGCUAAGCAACAUAGCAACAUAGAUCAAAACGAGUACACUAAAUAAAUUUUUAUGAGCUUGCAAACUUUUCAACCAAUUUAGUUUUGUAUUGCCCCCACUGUUAAAUUUAAUGAUUUUCACGAGAGAAUUCUAUGAUA
Messenger RNA from Cicer arietinum (chickpea), 2629 nucleotides. RefSeq names its product transketolase, chloroplastic. The record is from RefSeq and is a predicted model, not a curated record. NCBI's taxonomy places the organism in Eukaryota, Viridiplantae, Streptophyta, Magnoliopsida, Fabales, Fabaceae. Gene Ontology annotation, cellular component: cytosol. Gene Ontology annotation, biological process: pentose-phosphate shunt. Gene Ontology annotation, molecular function: transketolase activity.